UUUCUGUUUGAUAAAGCAGUUAUUUACCGUUAGAAAGAGCCAUAGUCCAAUUAAUCUUUUCCAUCGUUGUACAUGUACAUUAACGUGUAUAACCCUAAACUUAAAAGAAAGGUCCUUUUUCGUGUACAGGCAAUCGCGUAAAAUUCAGAAGAGUGGCUUCGUUCGAUGAGGAUGUUAAUUGUAUAUGAAAAAUCCCAAUUGUUUUUUGCGUUUUAUUAAUGAGUCUCUGCUUUCCCCCUGCAUUCGUCAGUGUUCAAUAUCAAUUGAACAGAAAUACAUCCGUUGUUUGACAGAUGACGGAUCAGAACCAGACAACACAGACAACACUAUCCUGACGAGAUAACACGGGUGUCAGACAUGGAGAGACAAGUGGCCUUAUUCUCGGAUUUUUGGACUAUUCUCGGAGCUUCUUCCAUUCUUUCACUUUGCGCGUAUGCAGCCACACGUGCACUGUGGGGGAGACGGUACCGUCUACCCCCGGGGCCCUGGGCGUGGCCAAUUAUAGGCAAUCUCCGACAGCUGAAUGGUAAAGAGGGAUUUUACCACUAUGUACGUAGAUUUAGAAAAACUUACGGCGAUAUAUUUAGAUUGAAAAUGGGUGUCCAUGAAGUGGUCUUUGUGUUUGGACAUCAGCACGUUCAAGAAGUCUUGUGCAAAAACGGAGCUUUGACCACAAGACGUCCGAACUGGAUGUACAUUCCAAAUAAGAUCUUCAAAGGAAAAGGUAUUAUAUGGAGCAACGGUGAUACAUGGAAGGCUUUGCAAGACGUGCUGAAGUCGGCACAGGAAGAUUCUCGUGUGGUUACGUCUUUACAGCGCUAUCUAGCGGCAGAGUAUGACGUAUUCCAGUCACAUGUCAAAGACACGUCGUCUGCCUACGAUCUGGAAUUUCUUAUCAGACAGACCUCUUUCAACUUUCUUUCUGCUUUCCUUGUGGGAAAAAGAUACAGUUACAACGACCCCGCUAUGAUUGAAAUCCGGGACAGACUGGCAGAAUUAGGCGCCUCCACAGCCUCAGCUAACCCGGAAAACUAUCUUCCAUUUUUGGCCAGUUUUGAGCGGACUAAAUUUCAAACAGCCGCUGAUAAUCAUGAGAUUAUAUUCAACCGGUUCCGGGAGAUAAUCAAGGAGAAGAGGGACACUCCCAAAGAUCCGCCGACAGAUUUCCUUCAGUUCUAUUUAUCAAACUUCGAACAGGAAGGCUCAAAAAAGGAUAUUUCCGAAGCCGACCUAUUACAAACUUUGAUUGACAUGUAUUUUGCUGGAAAAGAUAAUCUAUUACUGAGCACAAAAUGGAUACUGAUGGCGCUGGUGAAGUACCCGGAAGUUCAGUCUAAAUGUAGAUCGGAAAUACAUCAGGUGUUUGGCCGAGGUCAGAGAGUGCAAUCCCAGGAUAGGUCAAGGACGCCUUUCACCCUGGCAACCAUCAAAGAAAUCCAAAGACUGUAUUCUCCGGUGACCUUUACGGUGUUCCACUAUCCGGAAAAGGACAUCCAGGUUGGGGGAUAUGAUAUCCCAAAAGACACGUUCAUGAUGAUCGAAUGCAAAGCUCCGUGCCGGGACAAACAGUUCUGGAAAGAUCCUGAGGAUUUUAAUCCGGACCGCUUUAUUGGGUUAGAUGGAGAGCAAAAACUACCUCAGGGAUGUUUCAUGCCUUAUGGAGCAGGACCACGAUACUGCAUAGGAAAAUACGUAGCAGACAUAUUUAUGUACUCUCUUGUGGCCAAUCUUCUACAGAACUUCAAGAUUACAACCAAACACCCAGAGCAACCGUUGUCUUUUGAAAACGCUUUCAAUUUGUUCGGUCUCCAACCACUGCACUUUUCAGAAAUUACCUUAGUGCCUUUGGAAUGAAUCUAGACAACGCCACACCGCUGUGUAUUUAUAACUGCCAAAAAUCAAAUGUCAGAUAUUUUUCAAGGAAGCAUAUGAAUCAUAUCAUAGAAAUCACUACAUGUAUUUGACCAAGCCAAAGCUAGGUCGUUCAUUGUCUAUGUUAAUGUUAUGUACAUAUUUAGAAAAGUGACAACUAACAUAUACGUAUAUUUUUUAAUAUUUAUAGAUAUUGUACUAAAGUCUAGUAUAGUGAAUAUCCGGGUUUUCCGUAGGAAUCCGGUUAUUGAAGUUCGGGCGGCCAAAAGAGUACCCCUUUUGUAUGUAUAACUCUUUCUACAAUUUUCUAGAAAGGACAUUUUUGUUUUGUAGAUCAAUUGUACAUAUAUCAGAGAUUGCAUAUUACUUUGAUGUUGAUUUUUGAUAAUUUUUGCGAAAAAGUACCAGUUGUUGUACUUUGUAGGUUUUUUUU
This is a messenger RNA of Magallana angulata, 2305 nucleotides long. RefSeq names its product cytochrome P450 2B4-like. The transcript has 8 exons. Gene Ontology annotation, molecular function: iron ion binding; oxidoreductase activity, acting on paired donors, with incorporation or reduction of molecular oxygen; heme binding. NCBI's taxonomy places the organism in Eukaryota, Metazoa, Mollusca, Bivalvia, Ostreida, Ostreidae. The record is from RefSeq and is a predicted model, not a curated record. Bases 358 to 1854 code for a protein of 498 amino acids.